Molecule: messenger RNA, 3943 nt
Organism: Ixodes scapularis (black-legged tick)
Lineage: Eukaryota; Metazoa; Arthropoda; Arachnida; Ixodida; Ixodidae
Gene: Mct1
Product: monocarboxylate transporter 12
Exons: 10
Coding region: 521-2470 (649 amino acids)
Biological process (GO): monocarboxylic acid transport; transmembrane transport
Molecular function (GO): monocarboxylic acid transmembrane transporter activity
Source: RefSeq, a predicted model, not a curated record
AGUUUCCCCACUAGUGUUCGCUCUCCACACCGCCGAGUCCGCGCAGGCUUCGACGGGCGAGCGGAAACCAGCUGAUUCAGAAGCGCUCGCGCUCUGCAGCAAGCACAGCGUUCAACGGCCACCACCCCCACAAGAUCGGAACCCUGGCUCCUUCUGGUCACCGCACCGCCACCGCGAGCCGUCCCCGUGCCGGGAGUGCCGGACGAGCCGAGGUGCCCGCCGGGUCCAUGCUCCUGGGCGGGUCUCGACCCGGGGCGUGCAGCGAGAGCCCGGGCUCCCGCCCUGGGCCCAGCCCAGGAUCUGACGGAGUCAGCGCCAGGAGCGGCACGGGACACCGCACGCACAUCCGCAGGACAGGCAUCGUUAGGACAAGCAGAAGCAUCACCAGGAUCUAGAAAAGAAGAACGCUUUACGAGAGACUAGCCCACCCAAGGACAAUCAGCCACUAGGUCUGACUACAGUAUUCCACAAUAAGAAACAAAAACAAGUUAGGAAAGAAAGGCCAGGGAGGAAGACCGGCAUGGGACCCGAGAAGAGGCCUCGGAGCGCGACCAUGACGUCGACGACGCCUCCCAGCGGGGCGGCGGCCCUGGCGCAGCCUCCUGACGGCGGCUGGGGCUGGGUCGUGGUACUGUCGUCCUUCAUGAUCCACGUGAUCGCCGACGGCGUGACGUACACGUUCGGCAUCUUUUACCUGGAGUUCCUCAAGUACUUCCAGGAGAGCAAGGGCAAGACCGCCUGGAUCGCCUCCAUCAUGGUGGGCACAACCUUCUGCAUCGGUCCAGUCGCGAGCGGACUCACGACCAAGUACGGCUGUCGGUCCGUGACCAUAGCGGGCUCUUUGCUCGCCACGGCGGGCCUGGUGAUCAGUGUGCCGGCGCCAAACGUCACCUACCUCUUCUUCACCAUCGGACUGUGCACGGGGGCCGGCUUCGGGCUGAUGUACCUUCCGGCCAUCGUGUCGGUGACCAUGUACUUCGAGAAGCGGCGCGCCUUCGCCACGGGCAUCGCGGUGUGCGGCUCUGGCUUCGGCACCUUCGCCCUGGCGCCGCUCGUCGAGUGGCUGGUGCACGUGUACGGCUGGCAGGGGGCGCUGCUCAGCACGGCCGGCCUGGUGCUCAACUGCUGCGUCUUCGGGGCCCUGCUGAGGCCACUGCCGCCGCCCAAGCCGCCCCAGCCGCCGCCGCCGCCGCCCUACCAGAAGAGGGAGAUCAACGGCAACGCCUUUCCGGAGAUGGGCGGCCUGAAGAUCAACGGCCCGAACACGUGCUCGGCAUCUCGGGAGAUGUCCAUGUCCACGGGGACGAUCGCCGACUCCGCGGAGUGCCAAGACCUGAGCCUGCAGAAGAACGGCUUUGCCGACGACUACGGAAGCCGCAAGAACCGGAGGCCCAGGUCUGCCCUCCUGGGCCGCACGGGACCCGCGCUGCCCUUGCUCAUGCUGGAAGACGAAAAGACAUCGCUGUCGUGCGUGCACAUCGCCGGCUCCACCCCGCCGAGUCCCACGGCCGUGUCGGGGCCACCGUCGUCCCAGCAGACCAGGAGCCUCCUGCUGCGCAAGGACAUCUUCUACAGCGGCAGCCUGCAGAACCUGCCUCCGGAGUACCGGGGAUCGUCGUCGCUCCUGUCCAAGGACAUGUCCCUCUCAGUCGCGUCGCUCAAGACCGUCAAGUCCGUCACGGUGCCAACCUCAGACGAGCGGACACGCUUACAGAGGUGCCUCUGCUCGAGUGAGAUGGAGGCUGCCCUGCGCGAGAUGAUCAACUUCAACUUGCUCAAGUCGCCCGUGUUCCUGCUCUUCGCGCUGUCCAACUUCUUCACGAGCGUGGGCUUCAACGUGCCGUACGUGUACACCAAGGACCGGGCCGUGGAGGCCCUCCACAUGCCCGAAGACACGGCCAGCCUGCUGCUCUCCUGCAUCGGCCUGUCCAACACGCUGGGCCGCGUCCUGCUCGGCUACCUGAGCGACAAGUCGUGCGUGAACCGGCUCUGGCUCUACAACGCCAACCUGACGCUGUGCGGCCUGGCCACUGCCUUCAGCUACGCCGCCAGCGACACCGCGUCCAUGGCUUCCUACUGCGUCGUCUUCGGGGCCACCUCGGGUGCCUUUGUGAGCCUAACUUCGGUGAUCUUGGUGGACAUCCUCGGUCUGGAAAGACUCACCAACGCCUUCGGGCUCCUGCUGCUCUUCGAGGGCGUCGCCUGCCUCGUCGGCCCUCCCAUGACAGGUUGGCUGUACGACUACACCGGUUCGUACGAUCCGGGCUUCUUCAUUUCGGGCGCCAUGAUUGCUCUCGGCGGCAUCAUGCUCUUCUUCAUACCGUGCGCCCAGGACUGCGAAGCACGCAGCAAGCACCGGGUCACCGUCACCACCGCCACCGCCACGACGACGACGAGCAACGCGUCCUGCGACGACACGGUCACAGACUCCAUCGGAAACGGUCGCGCCAACGGCCCCAGCAACGUGUGACUAUACGUGUGAACCGGAACACACGAAGCUGCCCGGCGUUCGUCGCCAUGGAAACCCACAGGGCGUCCCUCAGACCGUGUCAAACGAAGGCACCAGGCACCGGUUCCAAAGCGCCGCGCUCUCCAGAAGGCAACCUGCAGCCGAUUACGCCUUGCCAGCCGCCAUAUACAAUCUCACUUUUGGCUCAUCUUCCGGAGCUCGCUUUCGGCGCUGGAAUUGCCCCAUUUCUGAGAAGCCAACUGAAGCGGCCAUCUUAUCCGUUCCACUGUCGAAGCGUCCCACACUGCGGGAACCGCCGGCAUGUGGAUCGAAGCACACGCCUUUGCGCGUGGGUAAGGUUUACUUUCUUGGAUGCGGCCAAUGGCGCGCUGCAGCGCUACAAAGACCGGACGGCUUUAUUCCAACAGCUCCGAAACAUAAGAUGUGAUAACGUCGAGUCAUUCAGUCUUGUGAACUUGGUAAACUUGGGAGGGUGAACGCAAAAGGAGGAAUGAAUGGACCUUAUGAAAUGAGGAUGCACGAGCAAUAGCAAUACCGCCAUGUGAUGAAGCCAAAGACGCCAUACCAACGCAGUGGUUUAUUCCUUAAUUUCUAGCCACGGACACAGACUAAGUGCGCUUCGCCAAGGAAAAGGACCCGUGGAGUUAAGCGAGCGGUGAAUGGCCCGCCGUUGUCCAGGGACCCACUUUAAGGUGCUGACACCAGAAUGGUCGCACAUUGACAAAGAAAAUGAAGAAGGACGCUUAAAUUUCAGUAAUGUAGCCAGAAUGUGUGUGUAUAUAUAUAUGUAUAUAUAAGAAACUACGCGUUAUAUCAAAGGUUUUUUUGGCGUUAGAGGAAAAGGUGUACACAACGUCUACAGGGCCAAAGAAGUCUCCAGCACGUCUCUGUCUACGCGUAACUCCGCCGACGUAUACUCCAUUUUAAUCUUCUCUCUUCAAAGCGUCUCGCCAGGUUAUUUCUCCUUAUCUUUCUCUCACAUUAAUUCUCACACCCGCGCAGAGGGGUGCGGAUGAAGAAUGGUGAACUUUGUAAGUUCAAUCCCUAUUUUUUCUACACUCUCGGAAGUGAGGCAAUGUUUGCCUACGCAGCUCUCCUACCCUCAGCCGCCCCCACAGACCCAACGUCCCAAAGCCAGUGUGAUAUGCAAGUGUCUCCAGAUGCCUCAAGUGACCUUAGGGUGCUCAAAUGUCACGCGCGCAAGAAUGGAUAUGUGCCAGCUAUUGUGACGUGUUGCUCUGCAGCCCCAUCCACAGUUCUCCGUUCGUGCAACCAGAACAGCCUUUCCGCAGAGUCGUCAACGAACUCUUCCGCGCUGCUGGCGGUGAAUCGACCGGAGUCGUUUUCAUUAAGAGACUGUGGUAAAUCAGAAUCUAUCGAGGCAUUUGCAGUGUUCUCUCUGCGACCUGAUCAUAGCUUAGAUUUUUUUUUUUUUUUUUUUGAACUCGUAUGUAAUAAAGUGGGGAUAUACGA